GCGCAGACUGGGUACUGUACAUGGCCAUUGAUGCUGCUGGAUAGAUGUAGCCCCUGAUGUAAAUAAGAAUGGCGAGGGCAGCGGGUCUAACAUGCCGCGUUAUCUCUGCUUGACAUCGGAACAUUUUUACGCCACCAUCCAUCGGGAUUUUACAAAACGCGGGGGGGCCUUUUCUCCGUUUUCACGUGAAUCUGCCUUGACAGCUCGCCUGAUGAUUUUCAUUUGACACAAGAGCCAAAAGCAGACGGGCGGCUUCUUCUAAUAAACACUCGGGAAAAACAGGUCAUUAUGACCUUAGUAUCCUCCAGUAAAAGAAAACCAUCGGAUUGCUUUUACGCGGCAGCAUUCUGCUUGCAUUUUUUGCUUUGGAUUUCGUGUGCUGUGUCCGGAGAGGAGGAUCAUCAGUUCAGCGUUGAGGGAUGGCUACAGAGGUAUGGCUACCUUUCCCGCACAGAACCGGGAAUGUCUGUCCUGCGCUCGGCCCAAACGAUGCACUCAGCCAUCGCUGCCAUGCAGCGCGUCUAUGGUCUCAAUGUCACAGGGACACUGGAUGAGAAAACCAAGGAUUGGAUGCAAAAGCCUCGCUGUGGAGUUCCAGACAAAUUUAAAAGUGCUGCGAGGUCACGGAGGCGAAGAUAUGCGCUGACUGGACAGAAGUGGCAGCGUCUACACAUCACUUACAGCAUAAAAAAUGUCACACCAAAGGUGGGCGCCCGGGAGACUCAUGAUGCCAUCCGGCGGGCGUUUGACGUGUGGCAGGGUGUGACUCCAUUACGCUUUGAGGCCGUUCCAUACAGCGCACUGGAGACUGGCAGGCGUGAUGUUGACAUCACCAUCAUCUUCGCUUCUGGUUUUCACGGUGACAGCUCACCCUUCGAUGGGGAAGGGGGAUUCCUCGCCCACGCCUAUUUCCCGGGUCCAGGCAUAGGAGGGGAUACACACUUUGACUCAGAUGAGCCCUGGACCCUGGGGAACCCCAACCAUGAUGGAAACGACCUGUUCUUGGUUGCGGUGCACGAGCUGGGCCACGCCCUUGGUCUGGAGCACUCUAAUGACCCCACGGCUAUCAUGGCUCCUUUCUACCAGUACAUGGACACAGAGAACUUCAAACUACCUCAUGAUGACCUACAGGGCAUCCAGAAAAUCUAUGGUGGGCUUUAUGUCUUUUCAGGUCCACCAGAUAGAGCCCCACAGCCUACCAGGCCCCCACCCACAGCCCCUCCUCCCCGCUUCCACCCUCCCUCAGACCCACGUAAGCAUGACCGCCAUGCCCGGCCCCAUCGCCCUCCGCAGGGGGCCAAGCCCUCCAACCCCAACUCCAAACCCAACAUCUGCGACGGAGGCUUCAACACACUCGCCAUCCUCCGCCAGGAGCUUUUUGUGUUCAAGGACCAGUGGUUUUGGAGGGUAAGGGACAACUCAGUCGUCCCGGGCUACCCCAUGCAGAUCAACUACUUCUGGAAAGGCUUGCCUCCCAAAAUUGAUGCCGUGUAUGAGAAUAGUGAAGGGAAGUUUGUCUUUUUCAAAGGAAACCGUUUCUGGGUCUUCAAGGACACAACUCUCCAGCCUUCGUACCCUCAGGACAUCUCGCUGUUCGGGACCGGCAUGCCCACUCAGAGCAUCGAGACAGCUGUCUGGUGGGAGGAUGUCGCCAAAACCUACUUCUUCAAAGGAGACAGGUACUGGAGGUACAACGAGGAAAUGAGGACCAUGGACCCAGGUUAUCCCAAACCCAUCACCGUCUGGAAGGGCAUCCCUGACUCUCCUCAGGGGGCUUUUGUGGAUAAGGCCAACGGCUUCACCUACUUCUACAAGGGAAAAGAGUACUGGAAGUUCAACAACCAGCUGCUUCGUGUGGAGACUGGCUACCCGAGGUCCAUCCUGAGGGACUUCAUGGGCUGCGACGGUCUACCUGCCGACCCCGACUGGGACUGGCCUCCCCCGGUGGCGGAGGAACGCCACUACGACAAUGGCGACGCGGACGUUGUCAUCAAACUGGACAGCGCGGGGGGCACAGAGAAGGCCGUGGCCAUCGCCAUCCCCUGUGUCCUGGCGCUGUGCAUGAUGGUCCUCCUCUACACUGUUUUCCAGUUCAGGAGGAAGAGCACACAGCGCCACAUACUGUACUGCAAGCGCUCCAUGCAGGAGUGGGUCUGAGGGACUGUUAUCGCACUGUAUAGAGAGGGGUGUGAAGCUCUGAUAGAGGUCUAGUUAUUACUUGAAGCCCUAAGUACAGUAAUUGGAAGCACUGUAAAGGGUACAGUACAUAAGGAUUGCCAUGUUGGCAGAUUUUAAAACUGCUUGAACUAAUAACAAGCUGCAAGGAAGCGAAACGAUCAGCAGAACUCAAGUGAAGACAGUAAGGGAGCCACAUCUCCUGUGUCCAACUAAUAUGUAUGUAUCUGCUUUGACUUUUUUCUGUAUCUUGGAAUGAACUCAAUUAAGUGAGACAGAGUUAAGCUACUGUAAGUGGGACCUUUGUCUAUCCUUGUCUCUGCACGCCGCUUAAAAAGCCCCUAGCACUAACUUCAGUGGACAAAUUAGAUAUAGGCUUCUACUUUACUUUCAUUUCUUAAUUAAAAUCGCUCUGAGCUGUGCUUUUUUUUUUUUUUUCAUUUACGGUCCCUGUAAAAGAUUAUUCAUUGUGUGGAGGACUGAUACACAAACCAAAUAUGACCUUUUCUUCCAAAGAGGAUUACUGCUCGAUGUUGUUUUUGAUGGGAUGUUUUUUUUUUUCUCCAUGGAUCGAACAUUGUGGCAUCAUACUCAGAUUUUCUUUUGCCAUUGCUAUUCACACCCACCCAUCUGCUCUGUAAUCUGUGGGGAUAGGAAGCAGCCGUUAGAAAGAGCUAGGAACUCCAGACUGUUGUGGCAGUGUAUCUCCAAAACGGGGGCCAAAAACCUCUCUGCAAUAUUUAUGAGACUGCCUUAAUCACAAAUUGCUUAAACUCCCUUCUCUUUCUCUCUGUUUCUCUGGUGUGGAUACUAAGUGGCACAGUACGAAUACAAUCGGUGUAUGAAGGCGUUCAUUACUGCCCAUAAUGCAACUUCAAAACCACUAGUUAAGGACAGUUUGAUCCACAGUGGGCUCAUUGCUCUUGAAAAUGUGCUAAGCAGUGCUAAAUACCUGAUGACAAGCAAGCUAUCAGCUUCAUUUACUGCCUCACCAGAGGGGAUGAGAAAGAAUGGGAAGGUUAACUGUGUGUGAGUGUGUGAGAGAGACAGUAAUUACCCACACCUACAGUACAGCUACUGCACUGUACCGCAGUGUCAGUUAUUGAACAGCUAACAUCCUGCUUCCCUUUUUUUUCCUGCCAAGUUUGGACACUAAUACUCCAAACAGUGUCAGUUCAUGCAUUUUAAACGGCUUUACAAAUCCAUGUUUUGUUUUUCAACUUUUUUACAAGGUUUGUAAGUUUACAUAAUAUUUCACAUAGGACACAGAGAGGUGGAGGAGAAAGGAGAUAGGAGGGGGGAGAAAAACCUACAUGUACCCAUUUUUAAAAAGAGACAGUAUUUCUUGUUAAAAAGUCGUCAUCACUGCAUCUCUAGUUACCACAGGCACAUCAGCCUUGUAUCAGUGGCCAGUAGAGCUGGGUAUCUUAAAAAAAACAAAACACCACUACCAUUACCAGUACCCUUAAAGUUUUAUCGCUACAAAUACUUCAUUCGAUACCUUUUUUCUACUUUCUUUGAUACCCAUUGUGUGAAUGAAGACAUUCAGUUGCGUAAAAUGACAAUACCAUCACAUUUCAUUUUUAUAGACACCCCAGUUGUGUAGUUUAGCUGUACUGUGGAACAAUUUGGUGGCAUCUUGGCACAUUGACCUAUCAACUCCUGUCAAAUACGCCACGCUCAACAGAAAUUACAGAUUGUAGUCAACAAGUUCGUAGUUAAACGACCAUAUAGGUAAUUUGCUCCUGCCCUCAAAUAUGUCAUAAAUUAACGCCCCUACUGGAGAUUGGAGAUUCCCACAUCCUCAUAUCAAACAUGUUAAAUUCUGAAACGGAAGCAGUUUUUUUUAGGUUAAGGCAACAAAACUACUUCCUUAAGGUUAUGAUGAAAAAAAUGUGCGUGGUUAAGCUUAGAAAAAGUAAAAUAAAUGUACUUAACUAAUGGAAGUUAUAGUUGCUGUGGUAGUGGGCCAAUCACACGUCACAUGAAAUGAAAGAAUGCUGUAAUUAGCUGCAAGCAAAACCAUGCAAAUAGUCACUUUUCUACAUGUGGGUACAAAAAGAAAUGAAUGCAGGUAUUGUUUGACUGGAGAAGUUUCGAUACUACUUGGUACUGUGUUUUCUUGGUGAAUACCUGAAAGGUAUCGAGUGCUGAUACCCAGCUUUAGUGGCCAGGGAUUUAGCCCAGAUUGCUCCAUCUUCUCACCAAGUUAUUGCAAAUAGUUUUUGAAGGAAAUUCAAAGUGAAACAAUUGUUGUAAAGAAGAAAAAAAAGACACUUAAAAAUAAAACAAAGACACUUCUGAAUACGAUAAUGUCAAGAAGAAGAAAAAAAAACAGUUUAGCCUGUGUGUUCAACCAGGUUGUUUUAUGCAAUGUCAUUUUAAUUAUCCAAUAUUCAAAAACUGUACUUAAAGUAUAUUAUUAUAUUAACAAAUUACUAAUGUUUAUAGAACUACUCUAACAUUGGAAUUAACAGGCAAAACCAAAACUAGCAAAACUAAAGUCUGAUGACAAAUAUUUAAAAUAUAUAUCAUGAUCUAUGAUGUUGCAUAUAUAUAUAUAUGACAUCAUAAUAAUGAGUUUAAUCAGCUGAGAUAACAAAAGGCAAACUCUCUCUGAGGUGAGAUGGAGCUAAACUGAGCUUUUUCUGCCCCCGUGUAUUGUGUUAUGAAUGCGAUAAACUGCCUGGAUCCUAAUGAACUAUAUUGUCUCUCAGUUGCCUGUGGUCGUGUGGUGUGGCGUUUCUCAGAGUUUGCCGGAUGACCUGUCUGUGAGCAUUCAUGAUGUGAUACAGUAUAUUUGUAUAUUUUGUGCUCCUUGAUUUUGUUACUCUUUUACUUGAAAUGGUCAUCAACAUCAACUGUACAGGAUUUCUGACAUAAUCUCCCGUUUGAUAUCAAGGCAAAGCCAUUUUAUGCCAUAUCACGGAAGGAAUUAAGGGAUUUUAAAAAUGUGGAUAAUCUAUGACUUAUCUAAGGAAGGGUAAAAGGCUUGAUUAGAUGUGAUUUUAUCUUGUCGUCAUUCCUGAGGGAUAAAAAACCUGCAUAAGGGCAAUGCAUGCCGUUGUUAAACUAAGAUGUCAUUUUUUCAUGGAUCAUUCAGACACGACUUAGUGUCUCCCAUUACGGUUUUAAAUGAAGUGACUUAUCUGCAGGUUUCUGUUGGAUGCAUUGACAGAUCCAAACUCUGUCAUCUUUUAUAAACAAAUGUGAAAUUACUCGCUUCCAGUCGGUCCUCCCUGCUCCACUCUGGAAGCCACUGUCAAACUGAUGAGAGAAAA
Molecule: messenger RNA, 5456 nt
Organism: Centropristis striata (black sea bass)
Lineage: Eukaryota; Metazoa; Chordata; Actinopteri; Perciformes; Serranidae
Gene: mmp16b
Product: matrix metallopeptidase 16b (membrane-inserted)
Exons: 10
Coding region: 289-2157 (622 amino acids)
Biological process (GO): skeletal system development; collagen catabolic process; proteolysis
Cellular component (GO): extracellular matrix
Molecular function (GO): zinc ion binding; metalloendopeptidase activity
Source: RefSeq, a predicted model, not a curated record